GGCAGGAAUGCAGUCCAUACCGAUGUGAUGCUGCUACUGCUGCUCUAAAUGCCAGUCUCUGCCAGUGUCACUGCAAGUCCACGAUCCAGAAAUUACUGGAGUGUUGCACCGUGCAAAACAUUUCAGCAGCGCAGCUGAUGGAAACGGGGUCCGCUAGACAUGUGCGCGAACGUUUUCGGCGCGUUGAAAAGCCUGUUUAGGAAACCCUUUGAUGGUGGGAAGAGGACGAUGGAUCAUGGCAGUCAGCAGCCACAGACUCCGCAGAUGCCAGGACCCUUCACAGGUUAUGCGGGACCCCAGGGCCCGUACCCUGGGCAGCACCCAGCCCUGUUACGGCUGGACGAGGUGCAAAGGGAGAUUGCCACCCUGGGCCCACAGGUGUGCUCUUACAGCGGCCUGCAGAGCGACAGAGAGUACAAACGACUGGAGCGAGAGCUGACCCGAUUACUGCUGGAGGUCGAUAAGGUGGAGACGGAGGGCCGGCCGGAGCUUCAGCAGGCUCGGAAGCGUGCGGCAGGAGAGGUGGAGGGUCUGCUUCGCUACCUGGAGGGCAACGCUACGCAUCCGUCUCGGCUGGCCAUUGGGGAGCUGACCCAGGAGGUGCAGAACUUGCUGAAUGAAGGGGUUGUGGGGCCGUUCCGGCAGGGCCAGGCUCAAGAUGCCUUUGAGAUCAGUGAGGAGCUGGUGGAGGCUGUGCAGGACGUGGCCAUGCGGCUGGCUCAGGUUAAGACGGGUGGCAGUGUCCCCCUAAGGAAGGCCCGUUACAAAGCGCUGACACGGGUCUGUGCCGUACAGGAAUUACUGGAGGGUCGUGUCCGCACUCAAACGCUGGCGCUGCCGUUGUCCGAUGACACGCAUGAGGCUGUGCAGCGUAUUAAUCAAGUCAUGGCGCAGGUGAGUGGUGCCCGGUGCCAGGAAGUGGCUCUGCUGAUGGGUCUGAGUGGGCGCGAUAGCUGUGCCCACCUGGCGAGGAUCCUUACAGAGCUGUUGGUUGAACUGGACGCCCUGGAUGUGUCUAGUAAUGCUGCAGUGAGGAACUACAGAAAACAAGUGGUGGAGGAGAUCAACGGUCUGCUAAAACAUCUUGACCUGGAGGGAGAAGGAGAGGACACACGCAGGUAUGAUCUAGCGCAGAAUGACUCGAUCCGUGAAAUUGAAGCGAUCAGGGGCCGCGUCUCAGUGCUGCGGGAGGAGGUGCUCCGGCACGGUGCUGCAGGACAGGGGACGGAGCUGCAAGGUCUCCUCACGCACCUGGAUCAGGUGGACACGGGGCGAAAUCCCUGCAUCCGGGAGGCACGGCGCAGGGCCGUGCUGGAAGUUCAGGCGCUCAUCACCUUCCUAGACCUCUGGGAAGCCCUUGGACGGCGUAACCCCGUAUCAGACGAGCCUCCGCCUCAUGCAGCCGUGUGGCGUGUCUUAGCCAGCCUGUGUGACCUGCAGGCUCAGGCUUUGGGCUUUGACGGCAAGAGGGCUGACAAGAGCUACAUGGUAUUAGAGGAGCUACUGACCAAACAACUUCUGGCUCUUGAUGCUGUGGACCCUCAGGGUGACCAGGGGACCAAAAAUGCCCGUAAGCAAGCUGUUAAACAUGCCCAGAAUAUCCUUAGUUACCUGGAUAUGAAGACAGAUGAGUGGGAGUACUGAGAGGCCCAUAAAAGAGACUGGGAAUAAGGAGCUGCAAGGAAAAAGGCAAAUGUUUUUUUGCCUCUUGUGCGACAUAUGAGGACACGGUCGUGGGCGGAAUUUAUAAUUUGUAUAUAAAAGACUGUGUAUCGCCGUGGGCAGCGAGACUGUUACCCAUGAUGCACUGCACCUGCUGCUUUUAUUGGUCCAUUACUGGUCCCUGAAAGCUGCCUUUCUCCUGGCAGAAGGAAACAUGGUUUCUACUGCAUACGAAGCGUUUGUUUUCA
This is a messenger RNA of Sinocyclocheilus rhinocerous, 1910 nucleotides long. RefSeq names its product BAG family molecular chaperone regulator 5-like. Gene Ontology annotation, biological process: protein stabilization; negative regulation of protein ubiquitination; regulation of inclusion body assembly. The coding region runs from base 160 to 1644 and encodes 494 amino acids. The record is from RefSeq and is a predicted model, not a curated record. NCBI's taxonomy places the organism in Eukaryota, Metazoa, Chordata, Actinopteri, Cypriniformes, Cyprinidae. Gene Ontology annotation, cellular component: cytoplasm; membrane; nucleus. The transcript has 5 exons. Gene Ontology annotation, molecular function: protein-folding chaperone binding; adenyl-nucleotide exchange factor activity.